Molecule: messenger RNA, 6271 nt
Organism: Siniperca chuatsi (mandarin fish)
Lineage: Eukaryota; Metazoa; Chordata; Actinopteri; Centrarchiformes; Sinipercidae
Gene: znf687a
Product: zinc finger protein 687a
Exons: 11
Coding region: 165-4193 (1342 amino acids)
Source: RefSeq, a predicted model, not a curated record
AUACGACACCUCUCUUUAACAACACUGUAAACUCAAAAUGCAAACAUGUGGGAGGCUCCUGGGAAAUCACUGUCGCGUGAUUUGAUGACGGAGAACUCAUGCGUCCGAGAGGAAAGUCAGGAACCAACUUCGCUAACUAGCAGGUUUUGAGCCUUGGGCUGGCAAUGGGGGACAUGAAGACCCCAGACUUUGAUGAUUUGCUGGCAGCUUUUGACAUUCCUGACAUUGAUGCCAAAGAAGCCAUUCAAUCAAGUCCAGAGGAGGAGCGGGAUGAGGUGGGGACUAAUGUAGGUGAGAGAGAGAGUGGGUCUCCUUCAUGCUUUCCCUGCCCUCCUGCCUCACAUAGUGACCCCCCUGUGGUCAGCGUUAUUGUGAAGAACACAGUGCGGUCUGAGUCUUUUGAAGAGGAUGAGACGUCUGUCGGGGACAAAACAGACAAUCCUUCAAGCAGCGGCUUAAACUCUCAGGUUCAGGUCAAGUUUGGUGACCUCACCUCACAGCCUGGUCCCAAAAUGCCUGCUGAUGUGCCAGUGGAGCCUCAGAUUGCAAAUGGCUUUGAGGGAUCUGUCCCCAGGGAUCAGGGACAGUCCAACACAGAGCCAUGGCCCCAGUGUUCACCACUGAGGUCCACACUGAUCGCUGAUGAAGGUGGCAGCGAUAAAGGAGCUGAGGUUGGAUCGGUCCAGCACACGACUGUUGUCAUGAACAGUUUGAACCCCCUCCUCUACCUCCAGUCUGCCACUAGUGCCAGUACUAACUCAACUCCUCCCUCCCCACACUCUGUCAGCCCUCACCUUUCUCCUCACUCCCCUCAGAAGGAGGAAAUCUGUCUCCUCAGUAAUCCAUCGUCCUUCCCUUUACCACAAAACGGGAGUAUUAAGGCUGGAAUUAAGCAUGUUAUGCACUCAGAUGAAAGUGACUCAGAGCCAGACUUAGGAAGUCCACUGGUGAUCCAGGAGAGCCCAGAAUCUGUAAUGUCCUCCCCUCCCAAAUUCAAACACAGAGCAAAAGUACGAUCCGAGCUGCUUGGGUCUCCUGAAACUACCUCUUGUCUUGUUUCUCCUCCUCCUCGUCUCACUUCUCUGGCACCUGCAAAACCUAAACCCCAACAUGAGGAAAAGGGGCAACCUACCACCCCCAGUUCUCCCUCCACAGCUCCUCAGCCACAGAGCCCCCAGGACUGCCUCCCCUCUGUCAGCAUGGGCUCUACAUCAGUCCAAGAGGAGAAAUACCCAGAGCAUGUGAUUGAUGAGAGGGACUCGCCUGAGAGCCCACCGCCCAGUGAGACAGGCCUUGUAGUCCCCAAGAGAAGCAGCAGCCCUGAUUCGGCCCAAACAACAGGUCUAGCAGCGAACCACAAGGACUUUUUUCACCAAGAGGAGCUCAUGGAAAGUGAGCCCAGAGAAGAGGACAGGCCAGGUGAAACAGAGGAGCUGAGUGAAAAGGUUGCUGGAGAUGGAGAAGAUUUAAACGAGGAGAGCUGUGGUGCUGGCACUGAGGAUCCUGUGUCUGCUAGUGCUGCAGAGACAGUUUCACCUCCAUUGCGUCCCCUCAAAGUUAAAAUCAAAAUGCCUACAGGCAGCAUCACAAGGACUGUGACUGGUGUUGCACCUAAAAGAGGUGGAAGAGCCACUACUAAGGGUGUGGAUAGUACAAAACCUUCACCAGAACGUCAUAACACAAGAUCCAAGAGGGAGUUAUCUCAGAUGCCUGCAAUAGCGAUGCUCCAGGAAGGUGCCCGUACAGUCAAAGACAAAACCACAGUGGACACCAAGCCUAAAGUUUCCCCCACUGCUGUUAGUGUCACCAAAACUGCAGCCCUGCCCUCCAUCUCAGUCUCCUUUCCCAGAGUCAGCCCAGGCGGGAUCAACCCUCGCAGCCUGAGUCAGAAAACUCUGAAUAGUGGGAUGACACUUCCUGCACCUUCACCUUUGCUCCAUCCUCAAAGUAGCGGGAAACCAGCCUCCAUAGUUAACAGCACUGGGGCAAUCAUAUCCAAGAGUCAGACCAACCUGGUAGAAGCUUUCAACAAGAUCCUGAACAACAAGAACCUGCUGCCCAGUUAUAAACCAGAUCUGAGCUCACCUCUUCCUGCAGAGUGGGGCCUUCCUCUACCUGCACAGGGUUAUCGCUGUUUGGAGUGCGGUGACGCCUUUGCCCUGGAGCAGAGUUUGGCGCGGCACUACGCUCGGCGCUCGCUGAGGAUUGAGGUGACCUGUAAUCACUGUGCCAAGCGCUUGGCCUUCUUCAACAAGUGCAGCCUGCUUUUACACGCCAGAGAACACAAGGAGAGAGGUCUGAUCAUGCAGUGUUCACACCUGGUCAUGAAACCUGUACCUGUGGAGCAGAUGAUUGGCCAGCAGGAAGCCAAGGCAAUUGGCCAGGCCACCCCAAACCCAACACCCCAGUCACAUCAGGCAGUUUCCAACAAGAAAGCAGAGGCAGUGCAGUACAUCAGUAAUAAAUGUCCUGAGUGUCAGGCUCAAUUCAGCAGCAAAGAUGAGGUGGCCGAGCAUUUCCAAGAAAUCAAACCAGCACAAACCACUUCAUGCACAGAGUGUUCCCCUCCCAUGCUCCUGCCCAAUAGCUGCAGUGCUGCAGCUCAUCAACGCAUCCACCAAGGCUGCCCACCACACAUCUGCCCAGAGUGUGGGGGGAUGGCCACGCAGCCUCUAUUUCAAACACACCUGGACAAGACCUGUUUGCACUUUGCACGCCGCAUUGGAUACAGAUGUUCCAGUUGCCUGGUGGUGUUUGGAGGUCUCAACUCGGUGAAGUCUCACAUCCAACAGGCUCAUUGCGAUAUGUUCCACAAAUGCCCCAGCUGUCCCAUGGCUUUCAAAUCUGCUCCCAGCAUACAGAACCACAUCACUGCCCAACAUCCAGCUCUCACUGAAGGACAGACCAUGUUGAUCUAUAAAUGUGUCAUGUGUGACACAGUUUUUACAAACAAGUCUGUGCUGUACAUCCACUUUGACACUCAUUUGACCAAUCAGAAGGUGCAUGUGUUUAAAUGCCCGGAGUGCACCAAGUUGUUUUCUCAGAGGAGUUCCCUACUGGACCAUUUCAAGACCCAUAAGACUCCCAUGUUGAAACAAGAGUCGCCUUCACAUCCAGCUGCUUCCUCUUGUUCACGGCCUUCAUUGACGUUAGAGAGCUCAGAUGGGGAGGAAUGGAUGGAUGAAGAUAAAGAAGAGAAAGAGAAGACAGAAAAGAUGAAGACCCCCUCAGGGUGGAAGUGUGCGCCUUGCCAUGCACGCUACCCAGACCGUGAAGACUACAUUACCCAUAUGGCUGAACAACAUGGCAAGACUCUGAAGAAGUUUCCUUGUAACAAGUGUGAGAGCUCCUUUACCACCACCUCUAGUCUGAGACGUCACAUCAGAGACAAACACAAAGUCUUGAAUCGUGGCUUUUGCUGCCAUGUGUGUGUGUGUGUGUGUGUGUGUGUGUGUGUGUGUGGUAGGUUCUGUAGUGAGGGUAAGAAAACAUUCAGCAGCAGAGCGAUGUUGGAGAGGCAUGUUCAGCUGAGACACAGCAUGGACACAGAAAGCCAGGACACACAGAUGGGGGGUGGAGAUGACAGUUCCUCAGAACAGGACGGCAGUUUUGGGGCUCGCCAGAGGCGGAGAGGAGCUGCGAAGAUGGAGCAGGACGAAGAGUCCACAGAUGGAGUGAGUCCAGUGAAGAAGCUGCAGUCCUCCUCCUCUGCCCCUGCCCCCUGCCCCCUUCCUGAGUUUGGGUUCCGCUGUGCCCCCUGCGGCUUCACCACAGAGGACCAGGCAUCAUUCCUGGAGCAUAUCAGCCAGCACCGGCGAGCAGGGACGGAGGGCGGCAGUCAGCAGUGUCUACAGUGCGGCGCCUGCUUCACAUCCACCUCCUCCCUUUCACGCCAUCGCUUCAUCACCCACAAAGUGAGAAAUGCAUUCACUGACAACCAGCAAUCCCUCAGAGUGCAUCCAGCACCUUCACCUGGUAACAGCAGGAACCAUGACGAUAAGAGUUCUCUGGACGGUUCUGCACCAGCAUCGCCCUCUUCUCAAUCCUCCAUAGCUCAGGGGAUGGAGGAGGAGGGCACACUGGCCUGUAAGGUGUGCGGCAAACAAUUUGAAAAGGCAUCAGAUCUGAAUACACACUUCAGAACUCACGGUAUGGCUUUUAUCAGCGCAAGGAACGCAGGAAAAACUACCUAAGACGUCAAAUAUGUGGCGAAGAGCAGCAUCGGUAGGUGAUCAACGAAUAUUUGCAAGUGCCUUAUUUAUCAUCGACCUCUCCUCAAAGUGUGGGUUAGCACACCUAUUCACUAAUUUAACCAAAGAUUGGUAGAACAGAGUUUGUAUGAGAAUAGAUUGUAAAAAAAUAAAUAAAUCGAAUGUGGUUUUCACUGGUUGAGAUCAGCGUUAACCUUCUACUUCUGACACUCAGGAACUAAUGCUGCAUUUCUGUUCCGUAAUGAUACUAAUGAGAUUAGAGCUACUUCCUGGUCAGUGAACAGUCUGACUAGUUCACUGCUGGGACCACAUUCACAUAAUAAUGUGCCUGUAGAGAACUGUGAAUGCUAGAAUCAAAUCCUACUGUGAUUUUGAUGGCUGCUGUUGAUAGCCAACGAUGGAAUGUAUCUGUUUUGAUUUCAAUGUUUUCUUUCUACUGAGGAGAUUCUUGAAUGGCAACCCAGGUGAUUUUCUGUAAAGUCAUUUUUUUAAGCAUGUUUUUAUAGAAUCAUUGCAGCCGUUUAGAAUACGUUAGCUCAGUUACUAUUAAGUGUGUAUACUUUUAACUUAUUGCCAGCCAUUUUCAAAAACAUGCAAUAACUUUUUAGAUUGAUUCUCAACUUUAAAUGCAGCUAUUGGCUUCUAUACAUUUUUAGUGUGUAUAUGAAAACUAAUUUACAGAGACUUGAACUUUGCUUAAGAUAGGUAACCCAUCAAAUUUCCUUUUUGUGUUGCACGGACAGUGUUUCUUUGCUGAGCUGCAAUGGAGGGAUACUAACGCAAAGAGGAAAUUUUGUACUAAAAAGACUAACUUUGGAAGAUAUCCACUUCACUUGUCUAACUCAGUCUGCUUAAACUUCAUAUUAGAUUCAGCUGAAGUUUGGAAUAUAUAUUUGCACAGAAUGAGGACUGUUGAUUAUCCCUCCCAUCAUUACAUUGGAAUCAUGUUGGGAAGAAAUCUCUUCACUGCCAGUAUGGAUGGGAGGAAUAAUUACAGUGACCAAUAACUCUUUCAAUGCACGUAGGGGUAUGUCGGUUUCAAGACAGACUUGAAAAAACGUGAACCCGUCCUAAAUGUUUACUGGUAUUGAUUAACCUGUGAGAGCAAGUUCGUAGUCCCUGCACGCUUAUAUUUAUAUUGUACUUAAAUUAAUAUGGACCAAUAACCAAUAAAAGAUAGGAAUACAAUCUAAAAACUUAAAUUGUGUUUGGGAAAUGGUCAGCAAUAAUCUGAAGUAUACACAGUUUGUAGUUAAUGGGGUAAAACUGAAAUGAACGUUUAAUAUCUUUUUAAGUGGAAAGCACUGUAUUUACAUUAACUGAUUUAUUCCUUCUCUGUGUGCAAGAGAUGAAAGUAAAACUAUGGUUUGGUUUGGGGGAUGUGUUUGUCAAAUUUAGUUUUUAUGAGAUAACUGUAAACGAAAGAUCAGUAUGUUUGUGAUUAUGUCUAUUCCUUAUGCUUUGCUUUCCUAAGACGAUGAGAACAUGUUUAACCUUGUUAUUUUAAUUUGUCUUCAGUUUAAGAAAAAACAAAAAAAGACAAAUCAUUGUUCAGCAUUACUGACUGGUAAACUAUAUGAAUAUAAUCAGUGACUGUCAGCACAGAUCAGGUCGUGUUAUUGAGGGAUAGGUGUCGACUUAGUAUCCACAUCAACAGAGAAGGACAUGAAACAGAAAAGUCAGAACUGUUUUAACAAAAUUAUUGCUUGAUAUAAAGAGUUCUGAGAGGAGAAAUAAGUGUUUUUGAGUGCUAUGUUUUGAUUUCAUUUCUUUGUUUAGUGGCACCUUUGUUCUUUUUUUUUUUUUUUAGCUGUUCAUGUCAUGUCUGACAAGCUACUGGUUCGCUGAAAUAUCUCCAACCACAGGAUCCAAGUUAAUAGCCAUGCAUCUGCAUCUCUUUAAUGUGCUGUAGUAAUCAGUGACCUGUUUGCGCUUGUGUUUACGUUCUCAGGAGAUUAUCCAAUGCUUUAACACACAUUGUUCUGUUUAACUUUUUCUGUUUUUGCAUUGACAAGACAAUUUCUAACCAAAUGUUUAUUAAAAAGAUGAAUGAAAACUGG